AUGGCCAUGGGUCGUCGCCGUAGAGGCUCCGUGUCCCCCGGAACGCGGACGCCACCCUCGCCGUCCGUCGACGUCCCUCCGCCGUCCUCGACCGUCACGCCGACGUCCAAGUCGGGUGCCCUGCUCCCCCCUGCCAUCGUGACGCCAAAGGGGCGGCCUGCCAACAUCGUCACCUCCAUCGACGGGCAUGACCGUCCCAAUGGCGCGGCAAGGGGGCACGAGACGACGCCCGAGACGACGCCCGGUACGGCAGAUGGUGGCCCGCCGGAUGGUGGCCAGCCACGAGAGGCCCAGGUGGCCAAGUCUGGUGGUGCGACGCCGCACGACAAUGUGCUCGUUUCCCCCACCUCGGAUCCUGGCAUGCCGGAAUCGCUCGCCAUGGUCGGUAGGAGGAACGUUCAGUUCGCGAGCCCGAGCGCUCUCGAGGAGCCCAUCCCCGCCUCCUCGUCCCACCACGCCCGCCGCGGCUCUUGGGGCGGGCCCGAAACCCCCGGAAAGUCGCGCGGCGCCUCCUUCAUGUCCAAGAUCAAGGCCUUGGCGAGCCCGCCGCAUCAGCAGUCGUUCCCUUCUCCCGACUCCCCCCCCCUGCCCCUCGACGGCGGCGCCCAGUCUCUCGCGAGCUCGCCCUCGGCGCCGCGCACGGCGUCCCGUGUGCCCGACACUCUGGUCGAGGAGCAUUCCGACGCCGACGCCGACGUCGAGGAGACGGCAGACGAGGCCAACAUUCCCGACCAGGCCGCGGCGGCGAGGAGGAACAGGAUGAAGCGGAAGAUGAAGCGCUUCCGCAAGGGUCCGCCCCCGACACCUUCGACGCCGCCUCCGCCCUCGGCCGACGUCGACGCUCCCGGAACCCACCAUCGCCUGCUACGCCGCCGCGCGAGCAUGCCUGACACCUCGGCCGCCCACGACCAGGUCGUCGUGUCGGACGGCGACGCGCGCCCGCGCCCGAGGCGAGGCCCUUUCCGCCGGGGCCACUCGUACGCCGGCUCCCUCUCGCGGCCUCCCGGCGAGGACCCCGACGACAUGGACGACGCCCACGGCUUCGGCCACCGCUCCGGACACCUGCGCCGCAUCUCCGUCUUCGGCGGCGGCGGCAUCUCCGACGGCGACGCCGUCACCUCGCGCCGCGCCUUCUUCAAGUCGGAGCGGGCCUCCAACUUUGGCGCCCAGAAAUGGAAGCGCGUGAAGAGCACGCUGAAGCUGCUCCGGCAGAAGAAGGAGGACAGGUUCGACUACUACAAGUCGGCCGAGCUCAUGGCCGAGCUGCGCGCCGGCGCCCCCGCCGUCCUCAUGUUCGCCAGCAUGAUCCAGCGCGACGAGCACGGCAACAAGCGCAUCCCCGUCCUCCUCGAGCAGCUGAAGCUGCGCAUCCAGGACAGCGCCCCCAUGCCCGACGACGACAAGGAUCGCCACUGGAUCUUCACCAUGGAGCUCGAGUACGGCAGCGGCCCGAGCCGCAUGAGCUGGACCGUCACCCGCACCAUCCGCGACAUCUACAACCUCCACUUCCGCUACAGGUUCGCCCUCGGCAACGAAAAGUACAUGCCCGGCCGCCUCGACCUCGGCGCCCGCCCCAAGCAGCCCAAGUUUCCCUACUCGGCCUUUCCCUACCUCCGCCAGGCCCGCGACAAGGGCGAGUCGAGCGAGGAGGACGACGGGAUCGCGAGCGUCCGCGCCGACGACACGGCCGCCGAGGCCACCGACGACGGCCAGACGCCCUCGCGCCGCCGGAAAUCCCGCGCCACCCUCUGGGGCAUGCGUCGCCGCUCCACCGGCUUCACCGACCCCGGCGAGGGCUCCAACGCCGAGGGCGCCCAGGCCGUCCUCGACCUCAUCGCCCGCCGCCAGCGAUACGUCGAGAAGCAGAGGCGCACGCUCGAAAAGUACCUGUCCGAGAUGAUCCGCUGGCUCAUGUUCCGCGCCGACAGCAACCGCCUCUGCCGCUUCCUCGAGCUGUCGGCCCUCGGCGUCCGCCUCGCCGCCGAGGGCAGCUAUCACGGCAAGGAGGGCUACCUGCACAUCCAGUCCUCCAAGGGCCUCGACUUCCGCCGCGUCCUGACGCCCGCCAAGGUCAUCGCCCGCCACAGCCGCAAGUGGUUCCUCGUCCGCCAGAGCUACGUCGUCUGCGUCGAGUCGCCCGAGAACAUGAACAUCUACGACGUCUACCUCGUCGACGCCCAGUUCAGCCUCACCUCGAAGCGGAAUCCGCUCAAGCAGAUGGGCGGCUCCGGCAAGCAGGCCGACAUCGACCUCGCCGCCGAGGCGCCCACGGGCAUGCAUCACACCCUCACCCUCAACACGUCGGAGCGCAAGGUCCGCCUCUUCUCGCGCUACCAGGCCGUGACGAAGCAGUUCGAGGAGUCCAUCAACGCCAUGCUGCGCCAGACCUCCUGGCACGAGCCGAAGCGCUACGACAGCUUCGCCCCCGUCCGCGACAACGUCUUCGCCCAGUGGCUCGUCGACGGUCGGGACUACAUGUGGAACGUCUCCCGCGCCAUCAACAUGGCCAAGGACGUCAUCUACAUCCACGACUGGUGGCUCAGCCCCGAGCUGUACAUGAGACGACCGGCCGCCAUCAGCCAGAAGUGGAGGCUCGAUCGCCUGCUCCAGAAGAAGGCCCAGGAGGGCGUCAAGAUCUUUGUCAUCAUCUACCGCAACGUCGAGGCCGCCAUCCCCAUCGACUCCGAGUACACCAAGUUCUCGCUCCUCAACCUGCACGAGAACAUCUUCAUCCAGCGGUCGCCGAACCAGUUCAAGAAGAACCAGUUCUUCUUCGCCCACCACGAGAAGAUCUGCAUCGUCGAUCACGACGUGGCCUUUGUCGGCGGCAUGGACCUCUGCUUCGGUCGCUGGGACGCCCCCCAGCACCCCAUCGUCGACGACAAGCCGACGGGCUUCGAGACCUCCGAGGGCCCGAGGGACGCCGAGCACUGCCAGCUCUUCCCCGGCAAGGACUACUCCAACCCGCGCGUCCAGGAUUUCUUCCGCCUCAACGAGCCCUACGAGGAGAUGUACGAUCGGAGCAAGGUCCCGCGGAUGCCGUGGCACGACGUGUCCAUGCAGGUCGUCGGCCAGCCCGCGAGGGACAUGACGCGCCAUUUCGUCCAGCGCUGGAACUAUCUUCGCCGCGGACGGAAGCCGACGCGCCCCCUGCCCUUCCUGCUGCCGCCUCCCGACGCCCGGCUCGACGAGCUCGAGGCCCUCGGCCUCACGGGCACCUGCGAGGUGCAGAUCCUGCGCUCCGCGACGACGUGGUCCCUGGGCACCAACGGCACCGAGCACAGCAUCCAGAACGCCUACGUCCAGAUGAUCGAGGAGUCGGAGCAUUUCGUCUACAUGGAGAACCAGUUCUUCAUCACGAGCACCGAGGCCUACAACACCAAGAUCGUCAACCGCAUCGGCGAUGCCCUCGUCGACCGCAUCAUCCGCGCUCACGAGAACAACGAGGACUGGCGCUGCGUCAUCGUCAUCCCCCUCAUGCCGGGCUUCCAGAACACCGUCGACGAGCAGGAGGGCACCAGUGUCCGGCUCAUCGUCAUGUGCCAGUACAAGAGCAUAUGCCGGGGCGAGCAGUCCAUCUUUGGACGUCUCCGCGCCGCCGGCAUCGAGCCCGAAGACUACAUUGCGUUCUACUCGCUGCGCCAGUGGGGCAAGAUGAGCAACGACACGCUCGUGACCGAGCAGCUGUACAUCCACGCCAAGGCCAUCGUCGUCGACGAUCGAGUGGCCCUCAUCGGAUCGGCCAACAUCAACGAACGAUCCAUGCUGGGCACCCGAGACUCGGAGUGCGCCGCCAUCGUGCGGGACACGGACAUGAUCGACUCGACCAUGGCCGGCAAGCCGUACCAAGUCGGUCGCUUCGCCCACACCCUUCGGCUGCGUCUGAUGCGCGAGCAUCUCGGCUUGGAUGUCGACGCCAUUCAGGAAGAGGAGCGCGAAAAGGAAUUGGACCGCGAGACGUUUGAGCAGGAGCUGGACGACAUUUACCACCAGGACGUGGCUUCGGCCGCGGGCUCCUCGUCCGGCCGUCACGAGAGGCACGAAAAGGCCAAGAGGACUCGCCGAUCACGCCUGCUCAGCAUCAACCAUGACGUAGACUUGGAAUUGUCACGCUCCAUCUCCGAGGAGAGGAGGGAAUCCCUCCACGAGGCCGACAUGGAUGAUCGAGUGAGCGCUCCGUCGCAUCAGCUGGACUUGUCGGGCUACGGUCCGGACCAUUGGAAGGCGGCCGAGACGUACGGCGUCGACUCGGGGCGCGACUCGGUCAUAGUGAACGGGCACGAAGUUCUCGUCCACGACGCGGAUGCCGAGGGCAAGGGGACCUUGGACUCCCCUACCGUGCAUCACAAGCCGACGGCCAACCCGGACAACCGAUACCUCGAGGCCAACGGUGGAGAGGACAGGAUGCCAGUCAUGCCUCCGUUGAAUCGAAGGACGACGGAAGAUCUCGGCCUGCCUCGACCCGCUCAGCUCCCGCCGUUGCCCGUCGGGGACGACACGGCCAUCGGCGGCCCUCCCGUUCGCAUCGACCCGGCCUCGGGCCGUCCGACAGUUUGGGCUCCUCACCCCAUGGCGGCGGAUAUCAAACCAGCCGCGAUCACGAAGGAUUGCAUGCGCGACCCCAUCGAUCCCGGCUUCAUGGACGAAAUUUGGAACCGCGUGGCGAGCAACAACACGAAACUCUACCGUCGGGUGUUUCGUUGCAUGCCCGACUCCGAGGUGCGCACGUGGAACGAGUACCGCGAGUACACCGAGUACGGCGAAAGGUUCCGCGCGAGCAUGGAGGGCAAGAAUGCGGCCGGGCAGUCGGCAUUGAAGACCGACCCGGGUUCUACGCUGAAAUCUGCCGUCGCAGGGGCUGGCAUCGGCGCGCCGGGACCCGAAGCGAUUGUGAAGGCGGCGCAGAACGGCGCCGAGAAGGCCGCGGAACCGGUCGAGAAAUUGCUGCUUCCUCUUCACGACCCCGAAAAGGUCGAAGCGGUCGUGGCCGAAGUCCAGGAGGCGGGCGAUGGCGAGACGGUGGUGGACGUGGAAGCUCCCGUCAAGAAUGGAGCGUCUCGAACCCCUUCGCCGCCUGAUGCGGCGACUCCUCCGGCAGCACCUCCGGGAGUCUCUCAGAACAACGUCCCCUUCCCUGCACUGGAAAACUCCACGUCCAAGCCCCUCGAUCGCCAGACGACCAAGAGCACGGAUCGCAAGACGACCUUUUCCUCGCCCGAGAAGACGACGUCGAAGGAGAGCAAGGACACCAAUGGCGCUUCAGGCCAGACCGACACUGCCAAGCGCCGUCGUCGCGGCGCGACCAAGGGGAGCAGGCGCGGCUUCACCUUGGAGGACAUGCCAUCCCGCGCAGAUGCCGACGAGCUCAUGAACAUGACGCAAGGCAGCCUCGUUCUGUUUCCGUAUGACUGGCUCAUCACCGAGGACACAAACGGCAACUGGGGCUAUCAGGUCGACGGUGUUGCGCCGCUGGCCAUCUAG
Drechmeria coniospora is the source of this 5481-nucleotide messenger RNA. Its product is annotated as Phospholipase D. The record is from RefSeq and is a predicted model, not a curated record. Gene Ontology annotation, molecular function: catalytic activity. The transcript has a single exon. The coding region runs from base 1 to 5481 and encodes 1826 amino acids. Lineage: Eukaryota; Fungi; Ascomycota; Sordariomycetes; Hypocreales; Ophiocordycipitaceae. Gene Ontology annotation, biological process: cell motility.